AUUAAUAUUUCAACUUCCUCUCUGUUGUGUGAACUAAGGAGGUCUUCAUAUGGUUUCAGACUCAUCUCACAAAAUGAGUUAUAUUCCGUGUGGUAUUAUUAUAUUAGCUGCUUAUGUUAACGUUUUCGCUACUGCUGGUGGUUCAAAUUGUCCUUCAAAUGGCUGGUAUCGAGUCAAAUGCUCGUGCUUUAUUGUUAAAACCUCAACGGAAGAUCUCAACUGGAACAAGGCAGAAGAACGUUGCUCCAGGAUGAAUAAAGCUAACCUUGCAAGCAUUAAAUCCCAACACCAAAAUGAAAUUUUAGGAGAACAUUUGUCGGGAAAAAAGAGUUGGAUUGGUUUAAGAUCAGAUGGGAAUUCAUCAAUAUUACUUAAAAAUGGAGAGAAAGCGACAUUUCUUAGAGGAGUGAAAACGAGAUAUGACCAAUCAAGAUGCAUUGCCAGUCGUUUAACAAACAACAUUUGGCUGGGAGGAAAAUGCGGGCAAAAGCGAAGAUAUAUUUGUUCUCGUAAACCAGUUGGAAAUGAAAGUUGUCGCGAAGGAUGGAGGCCUCAUCGUAAUUCAUGUUACGCCUUAGCAAUCAAACCACUAGCCUACAAUGAAGCGGAACAAAACUGUAUUAGAAUAAAUAGCACACUUGUUGAGAUUUCCACGAAACAGGAAUACGAGUUUCUCCGAAAACGGCUUCACACGGGGGAUGAGAUUAUAGAAGUCUGGAUUGGUUUACAGAAUGAGACCAGCGCCAAUAAUUUUGACACUCUAGGAGGCCAUGUGAUAACCGAGACAAGGUCAAAAAACUGUGUUAGGAUGGAGCUUGCUAAGACUAGCGUAAUAUGGGAGGCAAAGAAAUGCAAUGCAACACUGAAGUCAUAUGUUUGUGAAACAAGGAAUAUUGAAUUGGAUUUCAAAGUUAACGUGACAAAUGUAAAUGAGACGUCAGCAAAGAUAUCUUGGUCAACACACCCUCAUGAAUGUUUAUUAUCUAGUGACGAAGAAUAUAAAUUAGAAAUACACGAAGAGACCAAAUUGAAAUAUUCAAUGAAAAUAACCCUGCCUGAAUCAUCUCAGAUUGUAGGAGACUUUAAGCCAAAGACCAAAUAUCAAAUUAAAGUUGCACGGAAUAAUAAAACGAUGGCGGUAAAGAACUUCUCAACAUCGAAAAUAGAAAAUCCACUUCACGUGCUGGCAAAGAUUUCCAGUCAAGAGAUACACGCAAAAGAAGGCGAUACUGUGAACCUUCUGUGUGCAGUCACAGGGGAACCACCAAUACGUUUCAGUUGGAUAAAGGACAAAAAUAUGAUGAAAAGCUAUGUCGAAACGAAAAAUCCUCAACAAAGUUCAAUCCUUUCAGUUGUGCUAAAAAAUCAAACGCAUUUUGGCACAUAUAUCUGUCAUAUCAAGGAUCAAUUUGGCAAUAAAACCCAUGCUAUUAAAGUCAUUCCGUUAUCAGAAGAUGAUCAGUCGGAAAACAAUUUGUUUGUGAUCGUUAUUGUCAUUCUUGGGAUAGCUGUGGCUAUCCUACUGGUCAUUAUGGCAUAUUGCAUCAGAUCUAUCAGGCGUUUAAGACGUAGACUUGAGGAAACGAAGAAAACAAGUCCAGUGACGUUAAGAAAUGUUUCAAAAGAGGGUUUGACUUAUGACAAACCGCAGCCAUCACCUGGCAAAACAAGUAUUGACGUUCGUUAUGUUUCGCCCGAGGAGGAAAACGAGGCGUACACGGCUCUGAGAAGGAAUGGUGACGAAGAAGAAAAUUUUUACUCGCCACUGAAAGACGCACCUCUUUACGUCAAUGCAAAUGAAUUUAAAUAAGAGCCCUGAUUUAGUCAAAUGUUAAUAGAAAUUAGACUUAGAGAGUCAGCUGACUGUUGUGGAUCUUACGAGGCUUGCGUUUUAUACUUUAUAUGGCGAGGCGAAUCAGUAACUCGAUUUAUAUAGUAGUGACAACCUAUCGAUUUGAGCGAAAAUGAUUCUCUAUUAUUGCUGCGCUUAAAGGCGAUUCUCAUUGCCAUCCGGUCCCCCCUCGGGUUCCCCCAGUGCCGGCGAAGCGGAUUUUGAAAAUCUGCCCGGCGACGGGCAGAAAAAACAAAGCCCGCGCGGGCGGAGAAUCGCCUUGAGGGCAGAUAUAUCUGCUGGCAUUGUCGCGUUUUU
Molecule: messenger RNA, 2149 nt
Organism: Dendronephthya gigantea
Lineage: Eukaryota; Metazoa; Cnidaria; Anthozoa; Malacalcyonacea; Nephtheidae
Exons: 6
Coding region: 50-1810 (586 amino acids)
Molecular function (GO): protein binding
Source: RefSeq, a predicted model, not a curated record